GAGAUUGAGACAAAUCUGCGUUCCUUCACAUACAAAGAACUUGAAGAUGCCACAAAAGGAUUCAAGGAAGAACUGGGAAAGGGCUCUUUUGGAACUGUUUAUAAAGGAGAAUUGUCUAGGAAUUUUGUUGCUGUGAAGAAACUAGACAAAGUUGUUCAAGAAGGGGAAAAAGAGUUCAAGACAGAAUUGAAUGUGAUUGGACAAACUCAGCACCGGAAUUUGGUUAGAUUGCUUGGAUACUGUGAUGAGGCUGAGCACCGGCUCCUUGUGUAUGAGUUGAUGCAGAAUGGAUCUCUGGCGAGCUUCUUGUUCGGAGUUCUGAGGCCCAGUUGGCAACAAAGACUGCAGAUUGCAUCCGAAAUUGCAAGAGGACUAACAUAUCUGCAUGAAGAAUGCAGAACUCAGAUCAUUCACUGCGACAUAAAGCCUCAGAAUAUUCUCCUAGAUGACUCUUUUACAGCAAAAAUCUCCGAUUUUGGAUUGGCCAAACUUUUGAUUAACAGCAAGAGCCAUACCCUGACGGGCAUCAGAGGGACUAAAGGGUAUGUUGCGCCAGAGUGGUUCAGGAGCACUCCUAUCACGGUGAAGGUAGAUGUGUAUAGCUUUGGAGUAAUGUUGUUGGAGAUCCUCUGUUGCAGCAGAUGUGUCAGGUUUGAGUUGGAAGAAGCAGUGAUCCUGACAGAAUGGGCAUAUGAAUGCUACAGUGAAGCGAAUUUGGGGAAAUUGGUGGAAAAUGAUGAAGAAGCAAGAAAUGAUAUGGGGAGGGUGGAGAUGCUGGUGAAGGUGGCAAUGUGGUGUUUGCAAGAUGAGCCGUCACAAAGGCCUAAAAUGAGAACGGUUACGAUGAUGCUUGAAGGUGCUCUCUUGGUCCCUACUCCUCCAUGUCCUUUCCUAUAUAGUUUCAAGCCUUAAGAUUCAUCCAACAUAAACCCCGAGUUUCCAUGAAUGAAAGUUAGGACUCAUAUAUUAGUUUACCAUUUUCUAUGUUACAACACAUCUGAACGAAAAUGAAAAGAAAUAAAGGUAGUUCAUUUAUCAGUAUGUGUAGUGCAUGUGACUUCCAAAUAAAGAUAGACCUUCCUU
This is a messenger RNA of Rubroshorea leprosula, 1083 nucleotides long. Lineage: Eukaryota; Viridiplantae; Streptophyta; Magnoliopsida; Malvales; Dipterocarpaceae. The record is from the annotation of a GenBank genome assembly.